UGAUUUGCGUUAAGUAAAUAAAUGUAAUAUAUCUUGAUAAUUAUUUUAUUGAAGUACACUGAUAUAAUGAUUAAAUUAUAUCUCAAGAAAAUAUUCACCACACUAAAUUAUUCAAUAUUUUUUGGUGCACGGUUGAUCUAAGAAGGAGGUGAAGGUUCUGACUAAUCGAAAGGGACGAUUUACGAUAAAUCGUUUCUACAUCAAUUUAAUUAUUAGAAACUGUUACUCUUGAUACGCAAAAGUGUUUUGAAAUAUGUCUCAAGAAUUCGAUGAAGAAAGUAACCCCCAGAUAAACAUCCACCGACGUUUGUAUGAACAUGAUCAACUCAGGCAAGAUUUCAUGUACGAAAAACCAAAAUUUACAUAUUUAAAACCGCAGUGCACGCCGGCAGAAGUAAAAUGCCAAAAAAUUAUCUACAAUACAUUUCCAAUUUUAAAUUGGCUGUUGCGGUACAAUUGGAGGAAAGAUCUUUUGCCGGAUUUUAUAGCUGGCUUAACAUUAGCAAUCAUGAAUAUACCGCAAGGUAUGGCAUAUGGCUUACUAGCUAAAACUUCUGCAGUAGUAGGCAUGUAUACCACAUUUUUUCCUGUACUUAUUUAUAUAAUACUUGGAACUUCCAGGCAUAACUCAAUGGGAACCUUUGCUAUAACAUCGUUAAUGGUUGGAAAAGUCGUUCUAGAGCACAGCGAUACUUCAUAUUUUCCAGACAAUAUGAAUAAUAAUAAUGAAACCGUUACAAUAGUGCCAACUGGUUAUAGUCCAACUCAGGUUGCAAGUGCACUCAGUUUGGUUGUGGCAUUGGUACAGUUAUUAAUGUUUAUAUUGCGACUGGGAGCUGUAAGUGUACUUCUAUCUGACACGUUAGUAAGUGGAUUUACUACUGGAGCAGCCAUACAGGUGUUCGUUUCUCAAUUAAAAGAUCUGUUAGGAAUUAAGUUACCAGAUCUGAAAGGUUAUUUCGUUACGAUUAAGACUCUUCAGACUUUAAUAGAAAAAAUACAAGAAACCAAUUAUGCAACGUUAACUAUAUCAGCAAUAGUAAUAUUAAUUUUAAUUAUAAACGUCCAAUUUCUGAAGCCAAUGGUAGCAAAGAAAUCGGCCAUUCCUGUACCAGUAGAAUUAUUUGUUAUAGCAAUUGCAACUAUAAUAUCAAAAUAUUGUGAUUUAAAAGGAGAAUAUGGAGUUAAAAUAGUUGGAACUAUCCCAACAGGAUUUCCAGACCCCACUCCGCCACCAUUAGAUCUUAUUUAUAAAGUUUUAUUAGAGGGAGUUACAAUAGCAAUUGUGACUUACAGUAUUUCUUAUUCCAUGGCUAUGGUGUUUGCUCAGAAAAAUAACUAUGAAGUUGAUCCAAAUCAAGAACUUUUAGCGAUGGGUGCAAGCAACAUAUUUGGAUCUUUCUUCUCUUCAAUGCCAGUGUCUGCUUCCUUAACAAGAUCUAUGUUGGCCUCAGCCAUUGGUGGCAAGACCCAGAUUGUUGCUGUUAUUGGCUGUGUUUUAUUGGUCUUUGUUUUAUUAUGGUUAGGACCCAUAUUCGAAUUAGUACCUAAGUGCAUAUUAGCUAGUGUAAUAGUGGUAGCUCUCAAGGGACUUCUACUACAAGUUAAGGAAGUUAUGGCAUUUUGGAAACUCAGUAAACUUGACGCUUUAGUAUGGGUGAUCACUUGUUUAACUGUCGUUUUGGUCAGUAUCGAUAUUGGUCUACUAGUUGGCAUAGGAAUGUCUUUGGCAACCAUAUUCUAUUUAUCUUUCAAACCGAAUACAUGUAUAUUGGCAUCCAUACCUAGUACAGACCUGUAUUUAGAUAGCAAAAGAUAUAAAGGCUGUAGAGAGAUAGUUGGACUGAAAAUAUUCCAAUACAGUGGAGGUAUAAAUUUUGCAACUAGAAACAUAUUCAAAUCCGAUCUAUUUACAUUAAUUGGUAUUGAUCCCCAAAAAGAGAUAAUCAAUCGAACAAAAUUGUACGAACUUGAGGACCAAAUAAAUGGAAACAAAGAGAAGAUUAAUAAGUUGCGAAGAAAAGUAGAUUAUAGUUUAAAGUGUUUGAUAAUGGAUUUUUCAACUGUUAGUUGUGUAGAUCCUUCUGGAAUAGCCAUGUUGAAAUCUGUCAUAGAGAGUUUUGAGAAAAUAAAUGUUCCUGUAUAUAUUGUUGGUUGUACAGAUUCGGUAUACAACUUGAUGGAGAAAUGUGGACUUCUAACAACAAAAUCCAGCUUUUUGAGAUUAUUCCCGAGUAUUCACGAUGCCGUUAAGUGUUACAGUAAUGUAUUUGACGUUUCGAUAGAGCGAGCUAUUCACAAGAUUAGUGUAGCUUCAAUGUGAUAUAUUUUUUUAUU
This is a messenger RNA of Psylliodes chrysocephalus, 2337 nucleotides long. NCBI's taxonomy places the organism in Eukaryota, Metazoa, Arthropoda, Insecta, Coleoptera, Chrysomelidae. The record is from the annotation of a GenBank genome assembly.